AUGUCUCAAGUGGGUGCUCAACAAGGAGAUCCGUUGGGCCCCCUCACUUUUAGCCUCUCAAUACAAAAAGUAAUCGCUGAACUUAAGUCCCCGCUGAAUAUCUGGUACCUCGACGAUGGAACCAUUGGAGGAAAACCGGAAGAGGUAAAGCGAGACUUGCUAAUUUUGCUUUCGCGUCUUAAGGAUUUGGGUCUAGAAGUAAAUGCGUCCAAAUGCGAAUUUUUCGCUUGCGGGUCGGAGUCAUCUUCUUUCCUCCCCUCAUUUUCAUCGAUAUUACCUGGGCUUAAGGAACUUAGCUCCAACUCCUUCAACUUACUCGGAGCCCCAAUAUUUCAAUCUGCAGUUCCCGAGGCACUGCUAACACGCAAAGAGCUCCUCCUGCUUGCUGGCGAACGCCUCAAGGGCAUCGAUCCGCAUGUAGCUUUGGUUCUCUUACAAAAAUGUUUUGCCACGCCUAAGGUAACUUAUCUUCUGCGUACGGCCCCCGUGUGGUUAUUUCCCGACGACAUCGGUUGCUUCGAUGCCGCUAUAAAAUUAACAAUAGAAUCCAUAGUAAACAUCUCGAUGACCGAAAACCAAUGGACACAAGCAGCCCUUCCAGUCCGUCAUGGUGGCCUUGGUGUGCGUCGUGUUCAGGAUGUGUGCCUGCCGGCCUUUUUGGCGUCGGCCCAUGGGGUGAUGGACCUUGUUGCUAAUAUUUUACCUAAAAAUGGCGACAGGGUGUGCAUUCCUUAUGUGGCGGACGCCCUUGAGGCUUGGUUGUGUUCCAAUCAGGGAGCGACCGUGCCAGAGAACCCCAAAAUACAGCGUGCGUGGGACGACACCCGCUCUAAAGCUACGAUAGAUAACCUCAUUGCGAGUGCAGCGGGAGUAGACCGUGCGAGGCUUCUGGCAGUGUCACAACCAGAAUCUGGGGCAUGGCUGCACGCGUUGCCUUCACCCCAAUUGGGCACCUUACUUGACGGCAACUCGUUACGCGUGGCCGUUGCUCUCCGCCUGGGCUGCGAUGUUUGCCAACCACAUUUAUGCAUCUGCGGUUCCAUGGUGGGGGCUGACGGUCACCACGCACUGAGUUGUCGCCGAUGUGCAGGUAGGCAUCCGCGUCACCAUGCCCUAAAUGAUACUAUCCAGCGAGCUCUCAGGUCGGCUGGUGUCCCAUCAGUGCUUGAACCACCAGGCCUCAGUCGUACCGACGGUAAACGGCCUGAUGGUCUGACUUUGGUACCAUGGGAAAGGGGACGGUGUUUGGUUUGGGACGCUACAUGCGUCAGUACGUUCGCCGCCUCCCACAUCAGCCGUACAUCGCGCGUGGCCGGUGCGGCAGCCGAAACUCAAGCGGAUCUAAAGCGUCAAAAAUAUGCCUACAUAGUCGUCCCUUUCUCUGUAGAAACGGCGGGUUGCUGGUCUGCCGACGCGAAACGCUUCACUCGUGAUUUGGGACGUCGACUCAGACAGAAAGGGGAGGGUCCCCGCUCCGAGUCGUUCCUUGUGCAAAGGCUGUCCGUGGUGAUCCAGCGUGGAAAUGCUGCGAGCAUCAUGGCAAAGGCACCACGAACCACGAUGUACGUGGCGGCGUGGCGUGGCAGGGAGUGGAGCAGCAGCGACUGCGGCGGAGGCCGCAUGUGCCGCGCGCAUCUGUCCGAUCUCGCGCGCGCUACAUCGUCGUAG
Messenger RNA from Cydia fagiglandana, 1668 nucleotides. RefSeq lists its product as uncharacterized. NCBI's taxonomy places the organism in Eukaryota, Metazoa, Arthropoda, Insecta, Lepidoptera, Tortricidae. The transcript is spliced from 2 exons. The record is from RefSeq and is a predicted model, not a curated record. Bases 1 to 1668 code for a protein of 555 amino acids.